Molecule: messenger RNA, 951 nt
Organism: Cordyceps fumosorosea ARSEF 2679
Lineage: Eukaryota; Fungi; Ascomycota; Sordariomycetes; Hypocreales; Cordycipitaceae
Product: ATPase, AAA-type, core
Exons: 1
Coding region: 1-951 (316 amino acids)
Source: RefSeq, a predicted model, not a curated record
AUGGAAAAUGAGGCAGCCGAACAAGCGUGGCAGUUUUGGCGUUGCGAUUUGAGUGAUGCCCACGGCAAUGUGGACUUGAAUGGCAUGAGCGCCCCUACUUCGGCGGAUCACAUGAGUCGACAACAAAGACUCGAGAUACUUAACGCAUACACAAACUAUCACGAUGCUCUGAGCUGCGCCGAUUCCUGUUCGGUGGGAGUCCUCGGAGUGGAACUUGACGAGAUACUGGACCCAACCCUGCCGGAAAUGCCAGCGGCUGCGAAGGACGACUUUACCAUUGCCCGAUCAUUGCUCGAAGCCGAUCCGCUCCAGGUUCACUUUUGUUCUCGGUAUCCAAUCUUCUCAACCCUGUCAGGUUUGGCCCUGGAAAAUCUCAAGAGGUCUGCCUCCAGCAUCCUAUCCCCGGCCGUUCUCCAGAACCCCGAGACUAGCACCGAAGAACAGACCACCACCAUCUUGGAAGACACCAGCGAGCGGGACAAUCGCAAGCUGACACGCUACGACGUUGCCGUUGCUUUCGACCCCAUCGCGGUAUCCCCCAAGGCCGCAGCCAGCCUGAACCUCGACCCCUCCGUCUUCGAUCGUACUAUGACCAUGAUCGUCGUGGAGGUGGCGCCGUGGGUUCGCGGCAUCGUGCACUACGAGGAGCAGCUCAUGCAGGACCGGCAGCGUCUCAACGAGCUGCUGAGCGACGGCGGCAGCACGCGCAAGCGCAGGCGGACCACCCGCAGCGCGUACUCGGCGCUCGAGGGCGGCGAGCGCCGGACGACCAGGAGGGAGCAGUAUUUUGGGGACGUCCUGUCUACGGAGGCGGUCAUGUACACUGCCGGGAAGCACUGGCAGCAGGCCCUGCCGCAGGGGGAGAAAUGGGCGGAGAUGGAGGAUGACAUCGCCAGCAGUCCAAUGUCAGCAAGUGCCGUUGACGACGUCUCGAAAGCAGCAUGGCGAUGA